AGUUUCCCAUACCAAAUUAUGCAUUUCUAUCGUUUUGCAAGCUGUGCGUUUUCCUCUUCCUCUUUCCAUUCUCGCCUUCGGUCGUCCCUUUCAAAUCUCGGUCUGUGUCCUUUUCAGCUCUUCGUUUCUUCACUCAACACCGUAUCAGUGUUUUGUUUGUACAGAGAAGACGGUAACUUGGCUGGUGCACUGUCUGUUUUCAGUCGAGGGUGGCUGAGAAGUGUUGCACUGCUCCAGAUUCCUUUUGUUUAAAACCUCUCAGAAAGCGAUGAUUGUCGUCCCGCGCUCUAGCAACUAUAAAGAACACAGCUUUAGUAAAGAAACAUGCGGUUCAAGGCUCCACAUCGGACAUUGACUACGAGACUACAGCUUAAAAAAUUGAACCUGGUGGUAGCUAUGAAAUCACAAAUUUUCGGACCACUAGAAUGAAGGGCCAGUACAAUGUGGUGCCGCAUGAGACUCAGCUUAUAUUCAGUGGUAAAACAAAUUUCAAAAAGCUCUCAAAAUGUGUUUCCACCUAUUCCUCGACACCGGUUUUUCCUACAGGAUUACAACAUUCUUUAUCCCCACUUGAACAAAGUUGACAUUCUUACAGAUGUCAUUAGUCAUCUCACUGCAAUACAACAUUUAGAGCCAAAACAGAUUAAUCAAAGGGUAGCAUACAAGUGUGAUAUACACAUUCAAAAUGUCAGAAGGGAACAACUCACUGUUACACUAUGGGGAGACGUCGCUGAAGAAUUUUGUUCUUCAUCUGUCCAAGCACUGCCUCUCCCAAUAGUUGUCAUUUUUACAAGCUUAAAAGUGAAGCUUUAUCUAGAUAAAAUUGUGACGAACAGUACAGAUUGCUCACUUCUCCUUUUUGAUCCAAACAUCCCAGAAGUUAAUGCAUACAAGUCGGUGUUUGCAAAUUGUAACGAGCCUGUGAAAAUAUUGGCCCCCUUCUCCAGACAAGUAAAUGAGGCUGAAAUUUUACGUACAACCAAGAUGUUCACAAUUGAUGAAGUCGCUUUUCUAGAUCUUGAUUUACACAAGAAUGAUACGUUUUUCUGUAAAGCGUGUGUCAAGUAUUUUGACACACGUUAUCAAUGGUGGUAUAGUGCGUAUGCCAACUGUGUAAAACAAAUGCAUAAAGACUUGACAACUGGACAGCUGAUCUGCCAAAAGCAUCCAAACCAAAUUCCAACUCCUUGGUAUAAAGUCAAUUUGGUUCUUGAGGAUCACACUAAUGAAAUCAAUGCUCUCAUAAUUGGAAAAUCUGGUGAAAAGCUUUUUGGUGUGCCAUGUAAAGAUUUAGUACUGAAUCAAAGAUUAGUUGGCCAACAACAGUUACCAAACAAGUUAUUUAAAUAUAGUUUGUUUUAUUUUCUGCAACUAGGUUGUUUUGACAGUGGAGAACCAAAACUUCAUCUGGUGCCCUCAAAAAUAUACAGUAUGGUUCAUCAGCAUAUGUAAAAAACUCUUCCGGAUGUUUUAUGGCAUGCAAAUAACUCUUUUUACUCAAAACUUAUCAAUAUUUUUGCAUGUUCGUACACCAGCACUUAUUAAUAUUUUGUAUAUCAUUGCUGGUUCUGGUUAAAAACAACUACAACUACCAGACUGUUAGAUGAAUGUAAUAUUUUUUGCAUGUACAUGGACCAGCAUUUUGUAAUUUUUUGUAUCCAAGUGCUGGUUUCAGUAGAAUGAUAGCUAUAACUACUAAACUAUGACAAAUGGAUGUAAUAUUUACCAAUGAAGUUGUGCAUAUUUAACUGUUUAUCUCUAUAGUGUUUCUAAUGUUUCUGUUAUCAAUGGUAUUAAUAUUCUGUUACACUGUUUUUAAACCCGCGGCAACGCGCGGGCAUUAUACCUAGUAUUUGCUAAAGACUAAUUUGUUUGUGAUGAAAAGCAAUUGGGUUGAUUGAAAAAUCACUUGCGUUUGUAUAACCAUAGAGAUUGAAUGUGACAAAGGUCUUUUGCUUGAAGCCUUUAGCUUUAUUGAUAGGUAGUUGGAGAGGAGCAUCCUCGAUCAUAUCUCUGAGUUGGAGCAAGAGUACAUUGGUCUUUUGACGCUGACAAUAAGUGCAAUUUUUGGUUGGUGACACAUUCCUUGUCAUUUAAGGAAGCGAGAUAUUCUUGGGUUUGGUCGUUCACAUGGCAAACUCGCUCUGGGAAGGGUCGAGUCUGAGUUCCAGUGGUGAGGUCUAAGGGGAAGAGGUCAUCCUGAGCCCUGGGGAGUUAGCUUGAGUUCGAUUUUGAAAUUGGUGGGCCGGUAUGGCAUGCCUUUGUGUAAAUAAAAAUAGAUUGGCCCUAUAGCAUACCUUGUUUUUAUUUAUAGCCCAAACAACAGCGCUCAGCUCUCAAUGAAUAAUAUAUACAUGUGACAAGAUUUUUUUA
Malus domestica (apple) is the source of this 2373-nucleotide messenger RNA. RefSeq lists its product as uncharacterized. NCBI's taxonomy places the organism in Eukaryota, Viridiplantae, Streptophyta, Magnoliopsida, Rosales, Rosaceae. The record is from RefSeq and is a predicted model, not a curated record.